ACCUCCCCCGCCACUCUCCUCUCAUUCCGCGCGACGCCUCAGUCACACACACUUGACGUAUCUGAGAUGGCAUAAGACAAACAUUCUGACAUAUGUGAUGUGAUUUGCGAAUUUACUCACGCUUGAGAAUAAAAUAAUUAACUAUAAAUGAUUCAAACACACUAGAAGACAUUACAGUUGAGUGAUAUACUAAAUUAACCUUGAAGAGAUUGGAAAGUGAUACGUAAUUUUACAAGCAAUUAAUAAUAACAGACAGCUGUAUGAUGCUAUCUUCCUGCUUAAUAACGCCUGAGAAGAGAUAAAGAGAUAUACAGAUGUCUGGAAAGCCAAAAAUAAACGAAAGAAAUGUUUGCAUACGAUUGAGUGACGAGGCUGCGGUAACAUGAGUAACUUGUCAUAUAAUUUUGAUUAAACAGGUGAUAUAAAACUUUUACUGUGACUGUAAUAUAAACUUAUAACAUUACUCACGAGUGUUUAUUGGUGUUUAACAUUCCUCAAGUGUUUAUUUGUGUUUACGUGUAACUAUGGCAAAUGUUCAUAGUGGAAAAUUAGACAGCUAGUAUUAAUACGUGCAGUGUUACAAGAACUAGUUAAAGGUGGUGUGACAGUAAACCAGUUAAAGGAACAGUCAAGAUAAUCUGACUUGGUUGACUGGAAGAACAGUUAACAAGUGAGAAAAAAUGAAAAAUUUAACAGUCAACCAGUCAGAAGAAGAGCUACCAACCUAUUAUCCACAUCUUACUGACUGGCUCUAAAUUGGCCAUAACAGUCAGUCAACACCAGUCAAGAGGAAGGUUUAGUUGAUUAAAAGGAGGAAGAUAAUGGUGGUAGUGAAGCCCGAGUAGAGAGAGAGACGCUACCAUGUGUUGUGCUCUGGUCACCCGGGACGUGGUGUAUCCCCGCCAGCGACAGGCACACCCCACCGUACACAGUGUGUCAUCGAGUGGGGUGCCGCUGGUGGUGAGACAGAGGUCGCGGGGGGCACCUACUCUUGGUGGUGGACCGGGAGGCCAGCCAGCGCCCACGGGUCCACCACCUGGGCGCCCGGGGGACACAGGACCCAGAGGAGGCAACUUCUCCGUCCUCCCCCCCAUCAAGGACUCUGGCAGGAAAAAAGAACAAGAUUUCGGGUUGUCGGAGCUGGAUGAUAUAUCACUCAAGAAUGAAGUUAUCAGAAAGGUGAAAGAGCUACCGGAGCGAGGCCUACAGGGACUGCUCAUAAACCUCAGGGCACAAGAUCGAGACAGAGACGGCAUCCUGUCCACAGAUACCGUCAAGGGCACAUUGAAUAAGUUCCAGCUUCACUUGACUGACAAUGGACUGAAGAACAUUUGUAAAAAAUUUGGGGAAGCAGGUGAUCGUGUGCCGAUGGUCCGCUAUGAGGAGAUGAUGACUUAUCUUACCAAGUCCAGGAUGGAAGCUCUCAAACCCCCGCCACCCAUGAUCAACCAGAGAUCCGUUGGUGUAACAGGAGGCAAGCAGCAGCCACCACAGCCUCGUAAGGUCAAUCUAAGGAACACAGUUCUCUUCAGCGACCGAGAUGAAGGCAAGUUAAUGGCUGAUAUGGAACGUCAGUUGAAAGACAAACCCGUCAACAUGGCUGACCUCAGAAGAACAAUGUAUGAUCUUGAUCGUGAUCGGAAUGACUUCCUUAGUGGACAACAGGUGCAAAUUGCCCUCUCAAAAUGUGGCUUCCACCUGACACCAGACGUCAAAGCUCGGUUGCUUCUGGCAACUGAUCGUACUGGAGCUGGCCUUUACAAGAUUGAAACCAUCAUGAACUACCUAACAAGGGUCAUUCCUGAAUCUCAUAAUACUAUUGUUAUGGGUAAUAAUCAUAACCCGCGUCACCCAAGAGUGGGGCAGUUGCCAGCUUUCCAGAACCAGCCAACACUGAACACGCCGUGGGACAACAACCCACAACAGCGUCUGCAAACGCAGACAGAAUUCCUUCCCGAUGAAGGAUUCAUUGAGGAUGGAGAAGGAAUCAGGGAGGAACAAUUACCUCUUCAGCCAGAACCACAAGCUAUGGCCUUAUCACCAGUGCCACCAAUGGAGGAUCCUGAACCAGCCUUUGAUAUACAGAAGUGGACCAAUGACUAUCAGUACCUCGCUCAAGCAGUUUACAGUGCUGAUGAGGACCAGUCAGGAUUUAUGCCAGCAGAUGAAGUCCAACACGUAGCAGCCACCUACAACUUGGUAUACAACCUUCAGAUUUCAGAAUCCACCUUUCAGUCAGCUCUUAGUUCAUCUAUUGAUCCAAACUAUGGUGAAGUUAACUUAGAGUACUUUAUUGCUCUCCUUCAGGAUCUUCACUUUAGAGAACUUCAGAAUUACUGAACAAAAGACACUACUGUACAGUACUGUAAUAUCAAGUCGAACCUAAAUACUGUAUAUCAUUGUUAUUCUGAACAGAAUCUGUGGUUACUGAUUAAUUAAAUGCUUUAGAGUUUUAGAACAGGAGUUUUAUAGAAGUUGUAAAUAUAGUUAUGCUGAGGUAGUUUUCAAUCAAGAAUCAUACAUCCUAUUUAUUGAACCCAGGUGGCAAGGUGCUUUGAGUAGCUGCUGAGGAAGUAAUUAUGAGAGUGGUGAACCAGGAUACCACUGGCCAUUCUAAAUGUGAUUAACUAUUAAUAAAAAUAGAUAGUUUGUCCAAAUAUCAGUAUACUGUAUGUACAAAUUUGUAUGAAAAUAUGACAUAGAAAGAAAAUAAUCACCACUUUUGUCAGGGUGAAUCAGUAGCUGAAUAUGAGUUACCUGUCUGUCUGUACCAAUAAAGCAAAGUUGUCUGUA
Messenger RNA from Homarus americanus (American lobster), 2793 nucleotides. RefSeq lists its product as uncharacterized. Lineage: Eukaryota; Metazoa; Arthropoda; Malacostraca; Decapoda; Nephropidae. Bases 862 to 2340 code for a protein of 492 amino acids. Gene Ontology annotation, molecular function: calcium ion binding. The transcript is spliced from 10 exons. The record is from RefSeq and is a predicted model, not a curated record.